This is a messenger RNA of Myzus persicae (green peach aphid), 2658 nucleotides long. Its product is annotated as protein FAM50 homolog. The record is from RefSeq and is a predicted model, not a curated record. Bases 213 to 2021 code for a protein of 602 amino acids. Gene Ontology annotation, cellular component: membrane; oligosaccharyltransferase complex; nucleus. The transcript is spliced from 2 exons. NCBI's taxonomy places the organism in Eukaryota, Metazoa, Arthropoda, Insecta, Hemiptera, Aphididae. Gene Ontology annotation, biological process: chromatin organization.
UCUGCCGUAGCCCAUAGCUCGUAGACUGUAGUGCCGUUCUGUAAACAUCAUUUAGUGCGUGUACAAUUUAUACUUGACAAUGUUCUUUUUUUAGUGUAUAGAAAUAUAACCAUUGGAUUCAAACUCUCCUCGUUUCACAUGUAUUAAAAUCCGAAUAAAAUACAAAAACAAGAUUUUUGCAACUAGAACAUUUGGUCUCAGGUUUGUAAAAAAUGAUUUUGCUCCACUUAUUCUUAGUGGCAAUAACUAUUUCUACUUCUUUUUCAAUUGAAGUGAACCCUAAAAUAUUUAUAAAUAAUGCUGAAUGCUUAGUAGAUUUAAGCACCCAAUUAGUUAAAGGAGAAUGUCGUCUAUCUUUGGAGAAUAAUGAUGACAAGCCUGUGAACUCGGUUUUGUAUGCAUUUGAACCUUCAAUUAAAAGUCACAUUUCAUUUAUUUCUGCUCAUCAAGUAUUUGAAUCUAAUCGCUUGAGUUUAAAUGUUAAACCAGUGACAUUAUCGGGGCAUGAAGAUAAGCAAUUUUAUCAAAUUGAUUUUAAUGCAUCUCGGCCAUUGCGAUCAAAAGGUCGAGCACCACUUGUGGUUGAAUAUGUUUUGAUUAACGCUUUGUAUCCUCAUCCGGAAGAAAUAACUCAAAAAGAUAGACAGUUGAUGAUGUUUUAUGGAAAUGCUUAUUUGUAUUCACCAUACAAAAGUCUUAAAUCUUCUGUUAAAUUCCAAACUGGAACAAGACGGAUAGAAGACUACACCAAUAUCAGCCCAGUAUCAUUGAGCUCUGGAGAUAUUGUUUAUGGGCCCUUUGGUUCACUAGAACCAUUUGCAUAUUCUCAAAUCAGUUUACAUUAUGAUAAUAAUACUCCAUUUUUAAAAGCUACAAAAUUAAUUAGAACUAUUGAAUUAUCGCAUUGGGGAAAUGUUGCUGUUACUGAUGUCAUUGACCUUGUUCAUCAUGGUGCUAAAUUAAAAGGUUCAUUUUCUCGUUAUGAUUACCAACGUGAAACUAACAGUGGAAUGUCUAGUGUAAAAUCAUUCAAAAUGUACCUUCCGGCUUCAGCAACUAGUGUUUAUUAUAGAGAUGUCAUUGGUAACAUAUCUACAUCAAAUCAAAGAACACUUUUAGACUCAGUUGAAUUGGAUAUUCGUCCAAGAUUCCCUCUAUUCGGUGGUUGGAAAACUCAUUAUACAAUUGGUUAUAAUGUACCAGCUUACGAAUAUCUGUACAACAGUGGGGAAGAUUAUUUGUUGAAGAUGCGUCUUAUUGAUCAUUUAUAUGAUAAUAUGAUAAUUGAAGACGUAACAGUACGCAUUAUUCUUCCUGAAGGAUCAGUAGACUUAGAUCUAAAAACGACCCAUCCAAUUGUACGUUUACCAGAUGGCUUACACUAUACAUACUUAGAUACCAUAGGCAGGCCAAUAAUAAAAUUACAAAUGUCAAAUGUUGUAGAAAGUCACAUUAGUGAUUUUGAACUAAGAUACAAAUUCCCAAAAGCCUUUAUGUUCCAUGAACCAUUAAUUGUAAUUGUUGCUAUUUACAUUUUGUUUUUGACUGUAAUUAUUUGGGUUCGUUUGGACUUUUCAAUAGCCAAGGAUGGACAUAGUGAAACACGCCAACGUAUAUCCGGAAUAACAAGUGCAAUUUUGCAUCAUUUUGAACGGAGGGCUUCCAUUUAUAGCUCUUGGGACGAGGCUUUGAAUAAAUUGAAACAUUCCAAAGACAUUGGUACAUAUAAUACAGCAUCAAAACAAAUUCAGACUGAUUAUAAAAAUGAAUCGACCAGCAUCAAUGAAUUAGCUACAAAGUUAAAAACUGAAUCAGCAGAACUAUCAGAUAAAUUAAAUGAGGUACAAAAGGCAGAAAAAAAUUUAAAAGAACUUUUUGGACAAACACAAUCCUUAUACACUGAUAAACUUAUAACAGGUAAGGUUGGAAGAAAUCAGUUUGUUGAAUUAGAUAGUGGUCUCAAGCGGAAAAAAGAUGAAUGCCAAGAGAAAAUCAAUCAAUUGUUAAAAUCAUUGAACUAGUGAAGUCGUGUUUAUGCAUAUUUCAACUCAUUGUCAAGUCAUAAAAUUGUCUUCAUAAAUCUCUAAAAAUUAGGUUUAUGUAAUUAUUGUCACUGUCAAAAAUGCGUAUUAUAUUUCUUGCUGCACAUUUGUUUGUAAUAUUAUAUUGGUUUUAAAAUUAUAUCUACUUAAAUUACAAAAUCAACAUGUUUUAUUCAUCUAUACUAAAAUAAAUUUGAAUUAUAAAAUAUAUGCAGUAAUAAUGUAAUAUAUAUUUAUUAUUUAUGUACAAAUAUAAUUUUGAAAUUUAUAUUUCAAUUACUUUUAUAUAUUACUGGGUUAUAAUUAUUUGGAAUUUAUAACUAAAUUUCUUUCCAUUUAUAUAUUUUAUAGUUUUGUUUAAUAAAUACUGUUUGUUUAAUAAAUAGUAAUGUUCAAUAUAAAUACUUAAAGAGUUAUAAAUAAGGUUUUUUUUCUGUGGACUGAUUAUUUGCUUAUAUUCUUUUAAAUCAUUCUAGAAUGGUAAAUUAUGUACUAGUAAAUAUAAUUAUAUCCAACAUAUUAAGUGUGUAAACAUUUGCAUAAAUACUAAACAAAAAAUAAGAUUAUUCAACUUGUAGUUCUUUUAGUUGUCAUUAAAAUCAUAAGUGUUUUUAAA